Molecule: messenger RNA, 2799 nt
Organism: Rhinocladiella mackenziei CBS 650.93
Lineage: Eukaryota; Fungi; Ascomycota; Eurotiomycetes; Chaetothyriales; Herpotrichiellaceae
Exons: 8
Coding region: 1-2799 (932 amino acids)
Molecular function (GO): oxidoreductase activity, acting on NAD(P)H
Source: RefSeq, a predicted model, not a curated record
AUGGAUAAAGGGAAAGCCAAAACAGACGGAGGAGGCUCGGAAUACGCCCGAGCAACAGGAUCCUCCCUCCGCCCAUGUCCCACCGACUGGCACUCGAGGUUUGCAAUGCGACAAGCUCCCUCCAGUACUGAAAACAAGCCAUACAUCGAAUCCCGAGCGGCGACCAAGGUAGAAGAGGAUAAGGAGGCUAGAAUCGAGCCAGAGGAAGACGACGAUCUCGUUCGUGACUUUAUGCGAGGCUCUAAUGAGAUCGAUAUCUGUCUACCUUCGGCGGAUUUGGUCGAAGCGUUCUGCGAUGGAGCGAACCUACAAACGCUGCGAAAACAGAAGGGCCUCGGUCUUGUGGCUCUGUUGAUCGAAAGAUGUAUUCAAAAGGGAAUCGAAUGCCCCAGGGAGCCUCUGGCCCCGUUGACGGCGGUAGACCUUCUCGGAGAGCUGCGGAAACCCCGCAUUCGGUCGACUCCUGGAUCGGCCCGACCAGGAGCUGCGGCUGCCCGCUGUCUCUCUGCCAAUAACAGUGCCAGUUCUCCCUCCAUCACCGUUACCUGCCCAGAGGCCGAUGGGGCAUGUGGGGUAACCGGCUCACCAGCCACAGCGCCGUCAUCAGCCACACAUCCAGCUCCCUCUCCUGGGCCGACGAAUACCACAAGUAGACCUUCAGCAUCACGACCAUUAUCGCCAUUGUCGGCGUCAUCAUCACAUGGCACAUCCUCAUCAGAUGACAGUGACUAUAGGAAAAUUGAUGCCGAGCAGCGUCUUGUGUACAUAACGGACUUGGAUCGAUGGACCAUCGUCGCAUUGAUCAGGACAGCCUCGUAUUACCAAGCGUUUCCCCUCCGUGAUGCACUGUACAAGCACUUGUCCUUUGAGCCCUCCAUUGGCAUGAGAAUUACGUCCGAAGGACUGCAGACUUAUCAAAUAGCUUUCCACCUACCAUACUAUGUGUGGAGAAGCUCGCCAAUUCCUAACAAAGAUCACCGUUGCAUAGGCACAGAACCACUCAGGGAGACAAGAAACGUCUCAUUCCUGAAUGACGCCCUUCCGGGAUGCCUUCCAAAUUCUCCGCCUUUUGAUUUCCUCUAUGAGGCCCAGAUGUCAUGCGUAAUCGCUGGAUUCGACAAGUGGAGUUGGGAUGGUUAUUUUUUCUGCGACGCGUACUUUGACGAUGGGGAUCCAGACAAAGAAUCCGUGGGACUCUAUUACCUAGAUAAUCAAGGCGACGAGCUGGUACUCGUGGAUCCCUUUGCCCGCGGCGAAUUGUCGACAGACAGACCGUUGGAGAACCCCAUCAACUAUUUCCUAACGGUGUUCCGAGUCCGGCUGUGCCAGAUUCAAAAUGAGUGGCAGCGUGUGGUUAACAACCUGCUACGAAGAAUUCGCAUCUUUAUCCGGAACGAAUACCGUACUUUGUCCAAAGCGAGGGAGUGCUCUUCUUCCAAAGAAGCAGACAACCACGCCCAAAAUAUCCAGUCCUGUCUCUCCUGGAUCGCCGAAUUCAUGGAUCUUCAAAUCAGGCUUUCAGAAUGCCUAUCUAAGACAGUCGAUGCAGGCGAAAAGUUUUGGUUGAACGACACUGACCACCUUGAGGCGCUUUUCGAGCCCGAUCAAGGUCGUCUGUCGGUUUCUGAAAUAAAAGAAACUUUCGGAGAGUUACAGUUGUUGUUGCAGACACUCAACUCCAUGGCAACGCGCUGCGACAAUCUUCGGCGAAGUCUCGAGGCUCAACUGCACGUCCAUGUGAAUGCGGAGCAUCGUCAGCGCCAGUGGGAGAGGGACAAUAAAGGACUGUUGGGAUUUAUUACGCGCCAAAAUAUGUCUGCGUCAGCCAACAACGCCGCUGCAUGGCUCAAGGCCCAGCAAGCCCCGGUAAUGGUUGUGGAUGACGCACAUUACACCAACGCCGGGAUAGAUGAGGUCGUCAUCAAAACCACGGCGAUGGCACUAAAUCCGGCCGACGUGGUCGUAGAAGUCGGUCCCGUGUCCACAUCUUUUGAAAAGCGGCAAUUCAAGAUCGGGGACAGAGUGUUUGGCUCUUCGAACCCUCUCGACACUAAAAACGGCGUUUACCGUUGUUCUGGAUUCCAGAAGUACGUGGUGUUGAAGAUGCCGUCCAUUGCGAAAAUACCGGCGGAGACGAAAUAUGAAGACGCGGUGGUUCUGUCAUUGGGAGUCAACACUGCGGCGAGCUGUCUGUUUGCGAGUGAAACUUUGGGCCUGAGCAUGCCGGACGAGCAUGGAGGAAAGCCAGGGAACGGGAAGACGCUUCUUGUAUGGGGGGGGAGUAGCAGCGUGGGCUCUUGCGGCGUCCAACUUGCGACACAAGCUGGAUACGAGGUUAUGGCUGUGGCUAGUAAGAAGAAUCAUAAUAUGGUCCGAAAUCUCGGGGCCAGUGAGUGCUUUGACCAGAACGAUCCGAGCGUGGUGGACGACAUGGUGAAAGCUCUGGAUGGCAAAGACGUGAUCGGUGCCUAUGAUGCCAUCUCAACCGAUGCGACGCUGCCUGUCCUCUGUGAGGUCCUUUCCCGAAGCAGAGGGAGGAAAUUGAUCGUGUCGGUGAUGCCGGGUGCGGAAACAAAGGGAACGAGAGGAGUAGAGGUAAAGACCAAUUUUGGCACAACAACCAAGAAGGACGAGGUCGGAAAGACCAUUUGGAUGUGGCUUGAGAAAGCGUUGAAGGAAGGCCGUUUCAAGUGUAUGCCACAAGCGGAGGUCGUGGGAAAGGGGCUGGAAGAUGUACAGAAGGCCAUUGAUAUUUUGGCACAGGGUGUCAGUGCGAAGAAGUUGGUGAUUGUGAUGUGA